AUGAGCGAGGAAAUGCAAGUGCCUCUCUCAGUGGAUCCGACUCUGCAAGAGGCUUCGACAAGUGAUGAACCACGCGAGAAAAUGUCUUUUCAAUACACAUGGCCGUUAAGGAUUUGCAAGAGAUUAGUCGAAAACGAGGAGGCUUUGAUCUUGAACGUUUCUCCUCCAUUCACCACCUCCUACAAUGGAGUGGCUUUCACGUGGACUGCCAGAUUAUCGGACGAGUGUGUGGUUUGGGGUGGCGGUGAGAUCGGACCGUCGAAGGAGCACGUCUUCGCCUCACUCUACUAUAAAGAUGGCAUUGCACAGGAUGUUUGGGUGGAUGAAGUGAAAAUGGCCAUCUGUGACACGAACGGACAAGUGCUGUUCAGCGAUCUGAAGAUUCCUGAGGCUGAGUGGACGAAAGGCAGUGGCUGGCCGGUGCAACUCGAGCGCGGCCGACAGGCGCAAUUCACCGAUUUUGUGCACAGUCGCGUCGACGAGCAAAUUUGGAUUCAAGUGGAAAUCAGAAUGAAAACCUCAAUCUUCAACCCAAUGAACUAUCUUCCAUCAGUCGACAAAGCUUGUCGGAGUCAGCGAAUUGAAGAGUGCUGUCAGAAGUACGUUCAGGACUUUAAAAAAGGCGUCGUCUUCGUCCCGAACAUGGAUCUUCUCAAUCCGGAGUCGAAAGAAGACAAAUUCGCGAUGCAUCGCUUGGUUUUCGUGCAUGGAUGUGGAAUCGUUGAGGAGCAGUGCGCUGGAGACAAUGAUAGCGCUGAAAUGUUGAGGCAUAUCAGGAGUCAAUUCGCUCACGUUUACUUCAAAGAUGUUCUAAUGAAAGAAGUGAAUUUUUAUGAGGAUUUUGUUGCUCUUUUGGAAGGAGUUAUCGCCGCUCACUUGCCCGCAUUGAAGAGAGAAGCUGAAAAAUUUAUGUGUCGUGAAGUGAUGACUGAAAACGCCGAUUCGAUGUUUAUCAAGAGAAUGCUUUUGUUGUCUGAAAGAUAUCGACUUGAUGUGUUGAAGAUGGUGGCCACCGGAGUAGUCGCCGAUCAAAUCAUCGCCCAUCAAGAUCCACCCCAGGAAUUCAUCCAAAUCAAGCACGAGCUCAAAUCGUUGGCCUCCGAGAUUAGCCAUUGCAGUUCGGUGGACGAUGAUGAGGAUGUGGACGAGUUGCUUGUCGGCUCAGUUGUCGAGGAUUUGCAAAGCUUGACCAGAAGAAUUCGACGAGUUUCUCUAUCACACAGCCCAUCGCAAAGUAGCGCUAGCUCAGCCUCAAGCGCCACCGCAACACCAACUGGUUUGUUCGGAGUUCCUUCAUUGUCUCCUGGAGUCGCCGAGCAACGUCCAUUCGAUUCUCCAUCGACUGGACGCUUUAAGAGAGUCGAAUUAGAUGUUGGA
This is a messenger RNA of Mesorhabditis belari, 1377 nucleotides long. Lineage: Eukaryota; Metazoa; Nematoda; Chromadorea; Rhabditida; Rhabditidae. The record is from the annotation of a GenBank genome assembly.